Oxyura jamaicensis (ruddy duck) is the source of this 4337-nucleotide messenger RNA. RefSeq names its product LIM domain binding 3 (gene LDB3). Gene Ontology annotation, cellular component: filamentous actin; Z disc; adherens junction. Gene Ontology annotation, biological process: actin cytoskeleton organization; muscle structure development; heart development. Lineage: Eukaryota; Metazoa; Chordata; Aves; Anseriformes; Anatidae. Bases 286 to 2796 code for a protein of 836 amino acids. Gene Ontology annotation, molecular function: muscle alpha-actinin binding; actin binding. The record is from RefSeq and is a predicted model, not a curated record. The transcript has 19 exons.
UAAGAUGGGUGCAUGGGAAGACUGGCACUCUAUCAAAUGGAGCACUCACUAGUGCAUUGUGUGGUUUUGGUUGUCUUUUUGAUUAUCAGAGGAGAGCCCGUGCUUGUUUUUCACCUUAACAUAAUGGGAAUUUCUUUGUAAUGUGAGGGUAAAAGCAAGGGUGCUGCAGAGAUAUACUAGAGUGCUUCUGGAGCUCCUGCAUGUUAAUGACUUGAAAGUGUGUCUUGGUGCCUUGUGAAGGAGGUACAGGAUGGCUUACAACGUGACUCUGAAUGGACCUGGACCAUGGGGCUUCCGACUGCAGGGGGGCAAGGACUUCAACAUGCCCUUGACAAUCUCCAGAGUGCAGUACAAGCAGCUGCAAUAAGAUCUUUCAUACACUCCACCCACAAUUCCCUGGAGUUCAUGUGUCCUAAAGACAACCUGGAAAGGAGGCAGGACACUCUGAUCACCCCUGGCAGCAAGGCAGCACAGUCACAGAUGAACCAAGGGGACCUUGUGGUAGCCAUCGAUGGAGUCAACACUGACAGUAUGACCCACUUAGAGGCUCAGAACAAGAUCAAGUCCGCCAGCUAUAACCUGAGCCUCACUCUUCAGAAAUCUAAACGCCCAGUGCCAGUUUCAACCACAGCACCCAAAAUUGACUCUCCCAGAGCUGUAAUUCCCCACCAGAAGGAACCUGCUUGGGAAAUCAAUGACAACAGAACAACCUUCAGUCCUCUAACUAACACGGCGACUGGGCCUAUGGGUAGUGUUUUAGCAACCAAUGGAACAUUUUCAGGCUACCUCAACAAGCAAGAGAUCAGCUUUUCAAAUAGCUCUUCCUACUUAAAGACUACCACUGUUAGAUCUUCCAUGUCCUCUCAGUCUGUGACUCCUGACAUUUCACCUGCAAAGAGUAAUCUAGAUUCAAAACUAAGCCCUGCCUUGGCUGAUGGCAAUAGUCCUGUACACCAGCUGAGCCCUGCAAGGCAGUAUAACAACCCUAUUGGCCUUUACUCAGCAGAGACUCUAAGGGAAAUGGCUGAGAUGCAUAAAUUAAGUCUCAGACGAAGGGCUUCAGAAGGUGGACUUCCUAGAGGUACCCUUCCUAUUAAAGAUCCUCACGUAGACAGUGCCUCUCCCGUGUAUCAGGCUGUGCUUAAAACUCAGAACAAGCCUGAAGAUGAAACUGAAGACUGGGGUCGCCGUUCUGCCAAUCUGCAGUCUAAGUCUUUCCGCAUCCUUGCCCAGAUGACUGGAACGGAGUACAUGCAAGAUCCAGAUGAGGAAGCCCUGAGGAGAUCAAGAGACAAGGAAAAUGUUGCAGCAGCAUCAGAAAACAGGCCUUCAGCUACUACGCAUGCGCCACAGUAUGUGACCUCAAGUAUUUGGCAUCCUCCUCAGUCAUGCACCAAGGAUGCCAACACUGACAAUGCUAAGCCAGUGGCCUCCAAGGGGUCUGUGAGGCUUGGAGCGGGUACAAGUCAGAGGGAAGCCAGUUUCAUCACUACUGGCCAGAAAGUCCCUCUAACUUCAUCCAGUAAUCAAAGUAUCCCUGUUGAGCAUGCUCCGGUGUCUACCAGCUCUGCCUCUGCUCCUGCACCACAUGCUUCAGCACAUCAGCCUGCUACUGCUGCUCAAAAUACAGCCAGUCUGAUGACACCGCCAGCAACCACUCCCACCUCAGUAGUGCAAGAGUCUUUCUCAUCCUCCUUCCAAAGAGUGCUUGCAGCCCCCAGCUCUAUUUCGCAACCUAAGCCUUUCCUUGGGUCCAAGAACAUGUCAUUAGCAGCUUCCACUAUUUCAUCUGCUAUCUCAUCUCAGUCUAGUAUCAACCGGCAUUCUUCCACCUCCAUCAGCUACCAGUCAAAGAAGAGAAACACAACCCAGUCAUAUACACCAAUGCCUGUUUCUGCAAGCUAUGGUGAAAGUCCUGCUGCUUCUGCUGCUUCAAAACCAAGAGUUAUCACUACUGCCAGCAUAAAGCCCUCUGUCUACCAGCCAGCACCAGCACCAGUUCAUUCCUACACCCCUGCCAACACUGAGCCUGCAAGCCGUCCUCCCUGGGUAACGGAUGACUCCUUUUCCCAGAAAUUUGCACCUGGAAAAACUACCACCACUGUCACAAAGAACAUCCUACCGAGGGGUGCUCCAGUACCAUCUCCUGCCUCAACUUCUGCUUACCCAUCUCCAGUUUCAGCUUCUUCCCAGGCUCCUGCAAUAGCCCGGGGAACAAUUCAGAGGGCUGAGCGUUUUCCAGCCAGCAGCCGAACCCCUCUUUGUGGGCAUUGUAACAGCAUAAUUCGGGGUCCUUUCUUGGUCGCCAUGGGUCGCUCUUGGCACCCAGAAGAAUUCAACUGUGCUUAUUGCAAGACUUCCUUGGCUGAUAUGUGCUUUGUGGAAGAGCAGAACAGCGUGUACUGUGAGCGCUGUUAUGAGCAGUUCUUUGCACCAACCUGUGCCAGGUGCCACACCAAGAUCAUGGGGGAAGUGAUGCAUGCCCUAAGACAGACUUGGCACACGAGUUGCUUUGUCUGUGCCGCUUGUAAGAAGCCAUUUGGGAAUAGCCUCUUUCACAUGGAAGAUGGAGAGCCAUACUGUGAGAAAGAUUAUAUUGCUUUGUUCAGCACAAAAUGCCAUGGCUGUGAUUUUCCUGUUGAAGCUGGAGAUAAAUUCAUUGAGGCCCUUGGACACACUUGGCAUGAUACCUGCUUCAUUUGUGCUGUAUGCCAUGUGAAUUUGGAAGGUCAACCAUUCUACUCCAAGAAGGAUAAGCCACUGUGCAAGAAACAUGCCCAUGCCAUCAAUGUUUAAAAAAAGAUUUGGAAGUCAGUAAUGUUGGGAAAAAGUGAUGACUAACUGGGCAAUUACAAAGUUGAUAUCCAUGACUAGCAUUUCUCUUGGUAAAAGCUAGGAAGUUGAUACUUCUGAAGUUUAAUUUUAAUCUUUCUUAUAAGCAGAACAUGCAUUUGCAUGGUUCAUACAAAAACCUACUGAAUGAAUAAUCAAAAACUAAAGAACUAGUCCAUUUGAAAAUAGAUUAUUAGUGCAGCAGUUUGAAGAAAUAUUGAUUAAAACCUGUAAUAUAAAAUGGAAUAUAGAAAUACAGUUUCAAAUGAACUACCCACUGCGGUUUUACUGCUUAGACCACACACUAGUGUUUAAGAAUAACAGGAAAAGUCCUUUUUGUAAUAACUCAUUUUCUUUCCUACAAAGAAUAAGUGCUACAUGAACAAUAAUAUGUAGAACCAAAGGCCAUAGCUUUCAAAGGGAAAUAAAUAGGCUAGGGUUUUCUCUAUGAAAAGUGUGUGCUAUUCCAUUAUGUUGUGGUGCUACCUCAUAGCAUCAAAUACUUUAGAUUCUUUCCAAAUAAGAAGUUUGCCUUGAAUGCAUAUGUAGCUGGGAAGCCUAGGAGACAAUGACUAACCUAGUUUGAGAACGAAGUGGAAACAGAAUUAACUAACUCCUUCCACACACCCGUAAGAUUGAGAAAAGCCAGUUGGGUCAACCUUGCUAGUGCACUGGGCUUUUACAUGGGUCGUAGAUACCUCACUUUUAAAUCAUAAUGGAAAAGGGCAACUGGCUUUUCCAGCUUGCUCUUAAAUUGAAUGGAAUAGGGCUGGCUGGAAAGGAACUAUGGCUAUUAAUUCAAAACCAGAUUGCCUUUCCUCUUGUGGAAAAAAAAAAACAUGGAAAGUUGCUUUGGUUUCUAAUUCCCAUUGAUAUCAGUGGGAAAUCGCAAUCUACAUCUGAAUCUUCACAUUGAUUAACAAUGACUCACUUCCAUCUACUACAACUAGGAAGUGGUAAAUAGCUUGCAAAAGUUCCCUACUCUAUCCUACAACUUUCAAGUUGCUCAAACGUUUAUCAAACUUUUUUUUUUUUCUCUCCCAAAAAACAAUACUUGUAGUACUGGUAAUGAUUUUGAAUUUUUGAUAUCAAUGACUUUUGCAUUGGAGACAACAGUUCUGUCUAAUAGAAAGUGGACUUAAAAUGGAAACCCUGAUCACUAUUCAAAUUUUAUUGAUUUGUUUAAAUGAGAAUUGUGAUUGUGUGUUGACAGCUUAUAGUACUGACAGUUUUGAAUUAGUAUUGCUGAGGCUGAGUUCUGUGGGCCACAUUCUGGUGCCACCUGCACCCUCUUGUACCUUCUGUUUUGAGUCACCAGGAAUGACUUGUCAUUGUCUGCCUUUUCCUUCCUAUGGGUAAUGCCCAUUUUAAGAAAAUAGGUCUUUUUAGUGAUGAAAAACUACCCAAAGCUUUAGGGAGAAGUGGGGGAAGGAAGAAAUAGAAGAAAAUUGGGGUUCUGAAAUGUGAAUUGUUAGCUUGGAGGCAGUCCACAUCUUGGAAAAAAA